This is a messenger RNA of Zalophus californianus (California sea lion), 1681 nucleotides long. RefSeq names its product chromosome 15 C10orf53 homolog (gene C15H10orf53). Bases 1 to 282 code for a protein of 93 amino acids. The transcript has 4 exons. NCBI's taxonomy places the organism in Eukaryota, Metazoa, Chordata, Mammalia, Carnivora, Otariidae. The record is from RefSeq and is a predicted model, not a curated record.
AUGCCGAAGGACGCGGUGGUCAUCGUUCGCUACGGGCCGUACAGUGCAGUCGGCCUGGCUGUGGAGUACCGCACCUUCCGCCUGGAGGGCCUGCAAGCUGUGUUGACCAGAGAUGGACACAAGGUCAUCCUAGAGAAGACAGAAGACUGGAAUGUGGUAGAACUCAUGGUGAACGAAGAAAUUGUCUUCCACUGUAACAUCAAAGACUUGGAGUUUGGAGGUGAUGGUAAACUAGACCCGCUGUGUGAAGAGGCCAGGAUAGCCGUCCUAAAUGCCUACUGAUCUCCUCGUCCGAACAGGCAUCUGAAGUCAACAGAACAGCCACUGCUUCCGGCCCUUCUAUGCAGCAAACAAAAGCAGCUCUAGGUUUUGAAGGCUCUAGCAAUCCAGGUAACGCCAGCCUGUCCUUCAGCCUGCCCAGCACAGUGUCUCUCACCCGGCUGCACAGAAGCAGGGCCCACACAAAUAAUAAACACCAUUUGCAGCAUCUUUCAAUCUCAACCCACAGGGAGAGCCCUCCAAUAUCUAUCAGGUACACAUUGAGCUGAAGGAAAUAAUAAAAUGCAAUCUAAUAACAAAGCGCCAUCCCGUCCUAAUAACACAGAGUUUGCCAGAAGCAUCUGAGAGUCCAUUCUAUAAACAAGAAAAUUAUCUGCCUUGUUUUGCAUUCGCCAGUCCAACGAGCCACUCUGAAGAGGGCCCAGAAGAACACAGGGCAGAAGAUGCGGCUCCUUAUUUGUCUGGGGGAAAACACAGCCUUGCGGAGUUAAGGAGGGAUUUCAGUUAUGGUCAGUGUAAAAAUCAGCCAUGUCAACAUGAUGUUCUUUGUACUUGCAGGUCCGAGACACCCGACGGUAGCACACGUUCUUCUAUAGAGAAAUGCAGAUAUUGAUCUGAUGACGUUCAGUGUGAGGUCGUGGUAAAAAGGCAUCACACCUUGGCAGAGAAAUAGGAGAAAGAGGGAAGACUCUGGGCACCCUGGUGAAAGCACGGAGCUUUCAGGGCUCGGAGCACACACCCCCCCAGGAAGGCAGCCACCCUGCUCCCUGUGGUUUCCCUGUACCUGGGGAGCCACCCUUUCCAUCCCUCCUGGUGGCCUCAAGCCCCCUGCACCCCAGAACUUCCAACGCCAUCUGGGAGGCGAUGAAACCACUGUACAAGUUCUCUCUCGUAUGUGAGGAGAAGGGGGAUGUAAUUUUCAUUUUCAGCCCAAGCUUCACUUACCAGGUUUCAUUCAGAGAUUACCAUCACUUAGGACUCUGGAAAUAUUUAAUCAUCCUCGCUGAGAACCUGAGGCUAAAAAACUUUCCUCCUGGUGCCGGGUGCCGGUUUUCACGUGCCUUUAGUAACCCUCGAUUUAGUCCCUCUUUCUCAAAGACCAGUUUAAGUUAUUAUAGAGGUAGCAUUCUGCUUUCGUAUGAACAUUUUACUCCAAGAGAAAUACAUUUUCAUUACAGUAAAAUGGAAAAAUAUAGGUGAGGAUAAAGUACAAACCUGAUAACGUUUUGGUAUAUUUCAAUUUGGUUUUCUUUGAUUUAUGUCUGAUUAUUCAUUAGGAGAUAGAUAAACAGAGAAAUUGAUUUCACUCAUUCAAGAUCACAUUGUAUGUACCCAAUUAUGUAUCUGUUUUUUAAUUUAACAUUUUAUGUUGAUCCUCUUCCUGUGUGAUUAAAACAUUUGU